Molecule: messenger RNA, 873 nt
Organism: Arctia plantaginis
Lineage: Eukaryota; Metazoa; Arthropoda; Insecta; Lepidoptera; Erebidae
Source: the annotation of a GenBank genome assembly
AUGCCUUGCUCAGCGGUAACUUUGUCUAUAGCGACCAUUACAGCAAUCGUUGCUGCUGCUCUAAUGGCUAUAGCAUUUUCAACGGAUAACUGGCUUUAUAUUGAAGUCAAACGUUCUAACAUACAGACAUAUGCAGCUGACAACUCGGCAGGCAACUCACAAACGAUCUUGGAGAGUUUGAACAACAAGUAUUUCUUCUUCACGAGGACGCGAGGACUCUUCCGCAUUUGCUAUCCUAAGGAGCGGCCGCCUUCAGUGGAAAUCUAUCUGUCACCAGUGGAAACACACUGUAGCAAUGUGGACUACUUCAUACCUGACGAAAAUAACGAAACUAAAGGACUCUCCGACGACGCGAUGAACAGGCUACAUAUGGCGCGUUCGACAGUUGCUCUCUUCAUCGUGGCUUUCUUGUCGCUCUUUAUCGCUUUCUGGACUGGCGUCGUUGGCUGCUGGAAGCGCAGCCCUGGCAACAUCACCGCCACUGCCAUACUCAUGCUUGUCACAUGUUUAUUAGCAGCAGGUGCGAUGGCAUUAUGGCACGGAGUGGAAUUCUAUGAGAAGGAGAAGGUUGUAGGCGAAGAGUUUUACCAACAGUGGCCCAAUAUAUUACGUGACAACUCUCGCGUGUGGUACGACUGGUCGUACAUGGUCGCGUGGUGCGGCGUUGGCCUAUCGUUGCUGUCGGCCAUCUUGUUCUCGUCGGCGGCCAUUUGCUUGCGCGGCGAGCGGGAGCGGGAGGAGGCGCUUAACAUGCAGUACCUGAUGCCGGUGUACCCCCAGAAACAACAGUAUGCCUACGCAGGAUACCCGCCACCUCAAGCUUACCCAGGCCCAUACUACCACGGAUCCCAGUACGGACCCUACAACUACUGA